Messenger RNA from Brassica napus (rape), 1599 nucleotides. RefSeq names its product UDP-glycosyltransferase 71C2-like. The transcript has a single exon. Gene Ontology annotation, molecular function: UDP-glycosyltransferase activity. The record is from RefSeq and is a predicted model, not a curated record. The coding region runs from base 86 to 1546 and encodes 486 amino acids. NCBI's taxonomy places the organism in Eukaryota, Viridiplantae, Streptophyta, Magnoliopsida, Brassicales, Brassicaceae.
UUUAAACGACGUCCAACUCUCACUAUUCUUAACCAUCUACUCAUACGUUUAUUUCUAAACCAAUAGAACUAUAGAAGCCAUCGCGAUGGAGAAGCAAGAAGCAGAGCUUAUCUUCAUCCCUUUCCCGAUCACCGGACACCUUCUCGCCACCAUCGAACUCGUAAAAAUUAUCCUCAGCCACGACCCUCGUCGGAUCCACACCAUCACCAUCCUCAACUGGGGUUUACCUUUCCUCCCUCAGUCUAACAACGACGCUUCCCUCCAGUCCCUAGCCAAGUCAGAGCCUCGAGUCCGUAUCUUCACCUUGCCCGAGCUCACAAACCCUCCACCGAUGGAGUUCUUCGUAAGAGCUCCCGAAGCUUACCUUCUUGAAUUCGUCAAGAGAAUGGUUCCUCUGGUGAGAGACGCUGUCUCGACUCUCUUGUCUUCCUCUCGUGAUGGUUCAGACACGGUUCGUGUCGCGGGAUUUGUCCUCGACAUGUUCUGUGUCCCUUUGAUGGAUGUCGGAAACGAGCUGCACCUCCCUUCUUACGUAUUCCUCACUUGCAGCGCCGGUUUCUUGAGUUUGGCGAAACACAUCCCGGAGAGACACCGACGUGUCAAGUCCGGAUUCGACAGGAACUCCGGCGAGGAGGAGAAUACUGUUCCUGGAUACGUCACCUCCGUUCCGACCAAGGUUUUGCCACUUGGUCUGUUCACGAGCGAAUCCUACGACGCGUGGGUUGGCAUGGCCGAAAAGUUUCAUGAAGCUAAGGGUAUUUUAGUAAAUUCUUCUACGUGUCUCGAGCCUGACGCCUUCGGUUAUUUCGAUCGUAUUCCCGUAAAUGAAUACCCACCCGUUUACCCAGUGGGUCCGAUUCUCUGCUUCAACGACCGUCCGAUUUUGAACCCAUCGGAGCGAGAUCGGGUCAUGACGUGGCUCGACGAGCAACCCGAGUCAUCGGUAGUGUUCCUCUGCUUCGGAAGCUUGAAGAAUCUCGAUGCGGCUCAGAUUCAGGAGAUAGCUCGAGCUCUAGAGAUCGUUGGAUGCAGAUUUCUCUGGUCGAUUCAGACAGAUCCAAAGGAGUACCCGAACCCGAUCGAAAUUUUACCGGACGGGUUCAUGAACCGAGUCUCGAAUCUGGGCUUUGUGUGCGGUUGGGCUCCACAAGUUGAGAUUCUGGCCCAUAAAGCAAUCGGAGGUUUCUUGUCUCACUGCGGUUGGAACUCAAUACUUGAGAGUCUGCGUUUCGGCGUUCCAAUCGCCACGUGGCCUAUGUACGCGGAACAGCAGUUAAACGCGUUCACGAUGGUGAAGGAGCUUGGUUUGGCCUUGGAGAUGCGUUUGGAUUACGUGCUGGCAGAUGGAGAAAUAGUGAAAGCUGAUGAAAUCGCUAGAGCCGUCCGAUCUUUAAUGGAGGGUGAAAAUGUGCCGAGGAGGAAACUGAAGGAGAUUGCGGAAGCAGCAAAAGAGGCUAUGAUGGACGGUGGAUCUUCGUUUGUUGCGAUUGAAAGAUUCAUCGACGAGUUGAUAUUUGCUAUGGAUUGUUCCAAGUCUAGAGAAUAACAUAUACUUGAUGAAAAAAGUUGAAGUUGAGCAGAAAUAAAUAAAUAAUAUUA